AUUUGUUCUUCACUUGUCUACUCGACAACUGAGCCCCUCAACUACAAGUUGCUUAUAUCUUCAAAUCUACUACCAUUCUAACAAAGGCAAGUGUUCGUGCCUAUUGCUCUUCGUUUCUCCCGUUCCUCUGCGCAAUAUAGUGUUGACAGGAUCCUCGCGCUAUGGGAGUGGUGCUACCCAGACUACUGGACGGGCGACGGCUACACGGAACCGCGUGAUAAUAGCAGAUCCUUUUCAUGGACUCAGGUGAGUGCAGUAUUAUGGAGUGUAAUGAAAUUCUGAUCUUUUUUACCUUACAUGCAAGUAUAAACGAGAAACUUCUUCCUACCGGUGUUCGCGGUUCCCUGUAUCCGUUCAGAUUGGAGAACGGCGAGUACUGGAAUUCUGAACAAACCCGUUUCCUCUACAAAGAUAACAAAGACGCAUAUCCGAAGUACUAUUCUUAUGAUGAAUUCCUGGGCAUUAGGAUUGACCAGGAGACCCCUGCGGAGAACCGCCGUGCUGUUCGGAAAAGAAUUUACAAAUACUACGGUUUUGAUUGCAGCGGAGCAGCAGAGAACAGAAAAGAUGCAGAUAAGAUAUCGUGGAGCCACAUUCCCGUCCGGCCUGCAAAGGAAGCUGGACUUCCUAAGGGCUUCGAGGAGAUAGACCAUUUCCGUACUUUUGUCGUCGCCGUUCAGCUUCCAGAGCACGCCUUCAACAGGACAUACAGCUUCGAAUUGCGUUACAACCGAGGCACUGAAUCUAGGUCCAUCAGCGCGGUCACUGUGUUCGCCCGACCUGACCGUUCGCCUUGCAAGGCCUGUGCUAAGCACCGCUCCAACGGUUCGAUCAUCCAUGGGGCCAUCCCACUGCCUUUCGACAUCGUUAACGAACUCGUCGUCAAGACUCGCACUGGGAAUACUACCGCCACCAUUGAAACCACUGUUAUCGCAACUGCGCAGGGCAGUGACGAGACAUCUCCCAUUUCGGACAAAGAUAAGUUAUCAUCCACCGUCGCACCUGCGAAGGUGGCCCUGUAUGCGUCGGGCGUUGCGAAGACAGGCGAUCCUGACCAACCCGUCUGCUGCUCUAAGUUACGGCGAUGGCUGACUUCUGUCAAUUCCCAUCAUAGCGCGGAUGGAAAGUCGCAGACAGCGAAGACAAGUAAAUUUCGCAAUUCCAGAACUUCAGUAUGCCUCUUCCUUGAAUCAUGGAUGUACGAGAAUGUAGGAUGCAGCGGUAACUUCAGAAAACCCUUGGCAAUUUGA
Messenger RNA from Pisolithus orientalis, 1250 nucleotides. RefSeq lists its product as uncharacterized. NCBI's taxonomy places the organism in Eukaryota, Fungi, Basidiomycota, Agaricomycetes, Boletales, Pisolithaceae. The coding region runs from base 237 to 1250 and encodes 337 amino acids. The transcript has 5 exons. The record is from RefSeq and is a predicted model, not a curated record.